AAGACUAAGGAGUUAUUUAUUUUUAUUUGGCUAAUUAAAAACGUUAAUUAUAGAAAAUUAAGAUUCGGUGGCUGAUUUAGAAAAUAUUUCCUUUCUCAAUAUCUCGUCGACUCAAUAGAAGCUUCUAUCGUUUCCCUGAAGAAAAAGCUUUUAUCGUUUGCGUCUCCGAUGGCGUCUCACUGGAUCCCUGAAGAUGACUUUCGUCUCAGAAAAUCCAUCGAGAAUGGAGCUUCUCUAGAGUCACUAGCUAAAGGAGCAGUCAAGUUCUCUAGGAGAUUCACACUAUCAGAACUAAGAGAUCGAUGGCAUUCUCUUCUGUACAACCCUCAUGUCACAUCUCUAUCUUCAUCAGUCGCAUUCGACCACACGUACUCGGAUCGGUUUCUUCCACAAACUCAUCAUAACCAUCAUCACGGAACACCAGUCAGGUCUGAGUAUUACACGGCGUGUAAGAGGAGGCGUUUGGAGGAGAUGUAUCCUCUUAGUAACGUUGAUAACUGUGUCAUUAACGAAGAUCUUGAUCACGUUGCGUUUGGAGGAAACGCGUUCGAAGGCUCUGAGUAUUUCGACUUGGAGUUUGAUGCGGUUGAUUUGGCAAUCAUUCAUAACUCUUUCCCAGGUAUCAUGCCUCAAGAAGCUGAUGAUGAUGGAAUGGUGAAUCAGUUAUUCAACGAUUGUGAUGUUUCGGACACAACAACAACAGCAAAUGCAUUAGAACAGCUUUUGCUUCAAGAAGACUCUGAAGAUCCUAUGUUUCAAUCUUUCAACGAGACAACAUCAGUGUCACAUGACCAAGCGGAGACUUGGAUUGAUCCAGAGUAUUUGCCAAGCCAACCUGAGGAGUAUUGUCAUAGUGCUGAGCCAUCACCUGAUUGGGACCCGCAUCCAGAAGUCAUUAACGGUGUUAUCAUAUGCACUUUAAACAAAGAGUCUAAUGAGAUUCCAAAUAACGAUGAUAUUGACUUUACUAUGUACACACAGAAAGCUCGAAACCCGUCAUCAUCACUGAGGAAGCAUAUGAGACCACCUCCGUAUCCAAACAGAGGACCAUCAUCAUCGUCAUUACAAGCCAGAUGUAAUAAUGACAUGUUCCACAGUUCUGGUAAUGGAGAUAGUGUUGUUACAGAACAAGGAAGUUGUUCUAAUGCAUUCAAGGCUAGCUAUACCGAGAAAGCUACUUCUAGUUUUACUACAACUACUUCAACAUCACAACAACACUAUGAACAUACUUUGAGUUCAGAGAUGGAUAUAACUACUCCAAUGUUACAAGAAGAGGAAGACAACGAUGAAAUUGAGAGUGAUGAAGAUUUGCCUUCCUAUUCAGAUGUUGAAGCUAUGAUUCUUGGGAUGGACCUUGAACCAAUUGGUCAAGACCGGUACGAGUUGGAAGCGUCAAGAUAUCGAAACGAGGAAGUGGCGCGAAUGAUAAUGAGAUUAGAGCAGAGUUCUAAGUCUUACAUGAACCGUAACAUCACUUCUCAUGAAGCUUUUGCUAUGCUAUACGGAAGCUCCAAGCAUUACAUUAAUAAACCUGAGGUGUUACUUGGACGAGCGACUGGUGAAUAUCUAGUGGAUAUCGACUUAGCAAAGUCAGGGUCUUGGAAAAAAAUCUCUAGACGACAGGCUCUAAUCAAGUUGAAGAAAGAUGGGUGUUUUGUAAUCAAGAAUCUUGGGAAGUUUUCGAUAUGGAUAAACGAGAAAGAAGUUCAACAUGGAGAGAUUGUUAAUAUCAGUAACAAUAGCUUAAUCCAGAUACGAGAAAUGUCGUUCAUAUUCGAGACGAACGAGAAAGCAGUCAAAAGAUAUCUAGAUGGAAUUCACAAAUGAGAUUAUAUAUGUAUAGCUAUUACUCGUACUAGUAGAGACUUCUUUUUUGUUAAAUUAGUAGAGACUUUAUGUUAAAUACUUGUAUGAUCAUCAAAACAUAACACUUGAAUUUGAUCCAAUCAAAAGUUGGAUGAUUUAAAAAACUGGGGUCUUUUCGUUUGUUUUUUCGAAAAGUCAUCGUAAGAUAGUCAAUAAACAGUGAAAGAAAAGGUGAGAAGAACAAAAAUCGAAUCAAUUCGAUGAGGAUCUAUGAGUGCACUGAUGCAAAUAAUGGGCAGUGUAUACUAUAUAAAAUAAUGUGGGGCGUAUUCCUAUACUUUAAAUUAAUGAAAACUCCUAAAGUGGACCAAUAAAAUCAUUAAAUUCGCUUAAUAAAAAAUCAUGAAUCGCUGUUAAGAUUCGAUGGGUUUCAAUAUUGGCCCUCCCCACCUUCUGCCCAUACAGAUCCAACUAAUUCCCUUAUUUUAUUCUAAAUUUUAUAAAUACUUUAUCAAUGGUGUCAUGAACAUAGUUUUUUUUUUUGCUUAAAAGUCAUGAGCAUAGUUACAUCAAUAAAAGAGGAUCACUAUAAAUGAUUAUGAUGACAUAAUAAUGAAACUUAAUUUCGAUAUUUCUUUAGUCGAAAACACUAAUAGAUUAAUCUGAAUCAGAAAAAAUGAAGUGAAAGAAGAUGAGGUGGUGACCGUCGACAAAGAAAAAAAAGAAGAAGAUGAGGUGGUGACCGAGUCGAAAUCAAAGUGUAGAGUUUCGAACAACGUACGAGAGACACGACGGCCCAGCUAGCCACGUGCGGUCGCUCUUCUUCCCCACCCCUUCGUCCACCUUCAUUUGGGACUAACAUCAAAGUUUACGUUUUGAAAUUCAACGUUUUUAAAAAAAAGUCAAUAAUGAAUGAAUCAUUGACAUCAUGAACUACCUAAUUUCAGCAAGUUCUUAUGAUUUAUUAACAUCAUCUAGGCUUCUAAACAUAAUAUAAAUACAAAGAAAUUAUCUAUCUUCACCUAAUUUUAUUUGCCAUGAUCUUAUGAUAUUUAAAUGUUUUUAGCCUUUGUUCAAAAAAAAAAAAUGUUUUUAGCCAUGAUUAUCCUCUAGCUAGUUGCUAAAUAUAGAACAUGACACUAUGAACGUGGGGUCCAUUUUGUUCCCUAGCUCGCAUUCUCAAAGUUAUAACUAACCUAAAGUAAGCUUUGCUUCAGAGGCUGGUCACACGAGGCUACUAUGUAUUAUACUAUUAUGUGCUAUCUAUCAAAUAAAUAUCGAUUAUGCUAGUGGUUUACUUUUUUUUUUUUAGUUUUUCUUUAAACUAUUGGUGGUUAUGAAACAAUUUUUUUUUGAGAACGACAAGAUAGGUCGCAGACUCGCAGGGAAGAGUCUACAGGCUGAAGGGUAUUUUUACGUGGACUCAUAACAAAAUAGUAUGAGCUAGAUACAUGUAUUCUUGAAAUUGUACAUUUAAAAAAAACUUUUUUUGCAAUACCUAUGAUGAGGCUAUGACUAUACUUUCCGCCAAAAAAACAAACUACUAAUAUGAUACUUGCCAGGGUUAUCUAUAUUGGUUUAAAAUUCCUUUACGCAUACGCCUUUAGUUAAUUGUCCAAUCUUUUAUACGCUACUUUUGUGGAUUAGAAUUUAGGAAUGUACAAGAUAUGGUGCUACUAGAUUAUACUCCUGAUAAUUAAAGUAUUCGUUGUAAUCUUCAGUUACUGCUUGAUAGUGGGUCUAGAUUUUGAAACUUGUCCUUGGCAUCUAUACAAAGCAAUUAAUAUGGAUGCAGCCCUUUAAAGUUUUGUCUCCAGUUACAAGCUACAUUCCAUAUUUUCCUUUUUCACACUGAGAAUUAUUCCUAUCAAUUUUAUUAAUUAUAAAACUAGCUAGCCAAUUUGAGAAAAUAUUGAAAAUAUAGCAUUUUAUCAUUUAGUUCAUAUAAAUAUAUAUUAAUGAUGGAAUGAGAUUUUAGAACUCAAUAAAUAUAACAAAAUCAAAAGAUAACGAAAAUGUGAAAUCUAAAGUUUUCAUAAAAGAGCUGAAACAUAUUUGAUAUUUUUUUCUGUAAGGGAAACGUCCACCACUAGGCUAACCCUUCAUCACCGGUCAACUAUGUUGGAUACCCCUGCUUCACACCUUCAAGGAAAAGUUCUUCGGUGGCUUCAACCAUAAUCUGCCAAAACAAAGAUAACACAAAAACAUUGCAAACGUUUGGUAACAAGGUGACAUAUAUAUAGGCUACUCUUUAACAUAUAGCUGAAAUUGUAACUACGUUUGAUCUUUAUUCUCUGUUUGGACCUAUAGUGCAUGGCUGCAUAAGCUUUACUAUAAACAAAUAGAAUUUAAAUAACCAAAAUGCCAUUCGGCGAAAAUAACCAGAGUCGACCAAUCCGCCAAAACAAGGUAGCUUUGUAUUUUCUCCUUUAAAUAUUGGUUGAAUUUGAUGCUUUAAGGGGACACUUCCUGGAAAACAGCGUAGUAUUAUCUUCCAUAUAAACUACUAGAUGUUAUGAACAACGCACAUGCAGUGUUUCAAAUAUAUAUUCAAAAUAUAUUAUGUUGUUUGGUAAAUCUUAUAGUAUGCACAUGUGAUUAUAAAUCUGUUGGGAAUUGAAAACAUAAAAAAAACUGUUAGGAGUUUCAAUAUCUCUAGAAAAACAAUCAAUCCAUCCACUAUCAACGAGUUUUAGUUAAAAAUUCUAAAAAUUUAGUACACCAUUAAAAUUUGCAUACAUGCCUGCAAAAAGAAAAAAAAAUGAUUCGAUUCAAAAUUGGUUUGAUCAAUCAAAUUCAAAAUUAGAAUUUCAUAUUAAUAUUUAUGUAUCUUAGGUCUCGUAAUGUUAUGCUUCUAAUCUAAUAUAUUUAUCAUUUUGUUUAUGAAUGUAAUAUGAAGUUUAAUUAAUGGUUUGUGUUAAUAUUAUCAAUGUACCAUCUGGUCAGUUGGUUUGUAUUAAUGUUCUCAAUAUAUUAUACCUAGUCAGUCUAAUUUUUUUAAGAAAGUUUAUGUUCGCAAACAAUGUAAGCCAUUGAUUUAAUCUUGGAUGUUUAGCAGCGAGUGUCUCAUCAGUUUUGUUUAACUAUAUAAAGAGCUUUGUACAAAAAAAUUUGUCAAGUUGUCUAAACAUCUAUAAAGUUUGUUUGGUUAGAGUAGAGAUGUAAAAAACGUUAAAAGUAAUUUAGUGAAAAUGUGGAAUAAUUAGAAAAUAAAUGAUUUAGUUAUUGUACUGAGGGAAUUAUAACUUCGUUAUAAGUAAAAUUCUAGUAUUAAUUUGUUGAAGUGUCUCAUACACCAUUAAUUCAUUUAAUUACAUAGUUUUGUUUCUUCUUGAAGUUUGUAGUUUUGGAUGGGCAGAACUAACAUGGGCACCUACAC
Brassica napus (rape) is the source of this 5185-nucleotide messenger RNA. RefSeq lists its product as uncharacterized. The record is from RefSeq and is a predicted model, not a curated record. Gene Ontology annotation, cellular component: NSL complex; Ino80 complex; MLL1 complex. Gene Ontology annotation, biological process: positive regulation of transcription by RNA polymerase II. The coding region runs from base 169 to 1827 and encodes 552 amino acids. Gene Ontology annotation, molecular function: protein binding; G-quadruplex RNA binding. NCBI's taxonomy places the organism in Eukaryota, Viridiplantae, Streptophyta, Magnoliopsida, Brassicales, Brassicaceae. The transcript has 7 exons.